Molecule: messenger RNA, 769 nt
Organism: Aplysia californica (California sea hare)
Lineage: Eukaryota; Metazoa; Mollusca; Gastropoda; Aplysiida; Aplysiidae
Product: D-beta-hydroxybutyrate dehydrogenase, mitochondrial
Molecular function (GO): oxidoreductase activity
Source: RefSeq, a predicted model, not a curated record
UCAGGCCCUCGGCUGAGACUGAGACGUGUAUGGGACCAAGAUGUCCGACCUAGAUCUAGCCGGCUUCCAGAAACUCGAGACUGCCGGAUGGAUCGUGGCCCUCACAUUCCUCUUCUUUUUCCUCGGGCAUGUCUUUGUUUUCCUGGGCGUGUGCUUUGUGGUACGUGCGAUAUUUUUGACCUACAAGAACAGAACGUUACCGAAGAUAGACACCAGUGGAAAGACGGUGGUGGUCACCGGCUGUGAUUCAGACUCUGAAGCGAUUUUUUGACGAGCAAUGGGAAGAGGCGAGCGAGGAAGUCAAAGAAUUCUACGGACGUGCACAUUUGCAGUGGCUGGCCAGGUUACGUCCUUACCUCCCGUCGAGAAUAUUCAACAGGUUACGAGCCUACUUCUUCUCCUAUAGUGUGUACAAGUAGCAAUAUCUAUAGCAGAGAGACAUGUACAAGUAGCAAUAUCUAUAGCAGACAGGUACAAGUAGCAAUAUCUAUAGCAGAGAGACAUGUACAAGUCGCAAUAUCUAUAGCAGAGAGACAUGUACAAGUCGCAAUAUCUAUAGCAGACAUGUACAAGUCGCAACAUCUAUAGCAGAGAGACAUGUACAAGUCACAAUAUCUAUAGCAGACAUGUACAAGUAGCAAUAUCUAUAGCAGACAUGUACAUGUAGCAAUAUCUAUAGCAGACAUGUACAUGUAGCAAUAUAUAAAGCAGGCAUGUACUUAUCAAUAGUAUACAUGUACUUUGAAAAGAACUUGCAAGGGGUUUUGGU